AAUAUGUAUGCGGCCGGAAUACAGAAUGCAUCGACUAUGUUCAACUUAAGGGAUACAGAUGCCAUUGCAUCAAAGGCUACCGAGGUAACCCUUAUGAUCCCCAAGGAUGCCAAGAUAUCAAUGAGUGUGCCAACGCCAAAGAUAACAAUUGCCCGGAGAAAGCCCAUUGCGUUAACACAGAAGGAAGUUACUUCUGUUUGCCUAAUCGUAGACGUAUAUUUGCACUGCUAAUUCCAUUAGGUACUGGCUUUGCUGUCUGUCUUCUAAUUUUAGUUGCAAUUGGCAUCUGGACUUGGCGAAAGCUUCAAAAAAUUAAAGAGAAGAAAACUAAGGAGAAAUAUUUCAAGAGAAACGGGGGUCUACUACUACAACAGCAGAUAUCCUCAACUAGGGGAAGUGUAUUACUUGAGUUGACACUUUUCAAGAUUGAGGAGUUGGAGAAGGCCACAGACAAAUUCAGCGAAAGUCGUAUACUUGGCAAAGGAGGGCAUGGCACUGUGUACAAGGGAAUGUUAUCUGAUGGAAGAAUAGUCGCUGUAAAGAAGGCAAACAUAAUUGAUAAUGGUGCUCAAGUUGGGCAAUUCAUAAAUGAGGUUUGUAUCCUGUCCCAGAUAAAUCACAGGCACAUAGUCAAAUUGUUUGGUUGUUGUUUAGAGUCUGAAGCGCCAUUGCUGGUAUAUGAAUAUAUAUCCAACGGCACCCUCUCGCAACAUCUUCAUGAUAAGCGUAGUAACUCUACAUUUUCUUGGGAGAAUCGGCUACGUAUUGCUGCUGAAGUUGCAGGGGCGCUGGCUUACAUGCACUCAUACGCUUCAACAGCCAUAUUUCACAGAGAUAUAAAGUCGAGCAACAUAUUGUUAGAUGAGAAGUAUAAGGCUGUAAUAUCAGACUUUGGAAUCUCGAGAUCAGUAUCCAUUGAUAAAACUCACUUAACAACAUUGGUUGGAGGCACAUUUGGGUAUCUGGAUCCUGGGUACUUCAGGUCGGGAAAACUUAACGACAAGAGCGAUGUUUAUGCAUUUGGGGUUGUUCUUGCAGAAAUCCUCACAGGUCAAAGGGCUGUGUCUUCUGAAGAUGAUCAAGGGCUGGCACUUCGCUUUCGGUCAGCAGUUAAGGACGAUUGUUGGUUUGAGAUAUUGGAUGAAGUAGUGGUAUAUGAAGGUGGGAAGGAGGAAAUUCAUGCAAUUGCCAAGCUCGCCAAGAGGUGUCUGAAAAUAAACGCCCAGAAAAGACCAGGUAUGAAAGAAGUGGCGGCAGAACUGGACCAAGUGAGAAAGACAAAAAAGGCACCAGGACAUGAAGAGACAAAAGAGGGUUCAGGACAUGAAGAGAAUUUAUGGGAUAAGUACGGCUCCACGAGUCAGGAUUGCUACAACAGUUCUGGCAUUGCUUCCGAAGCAGAUAGUGAUCAACUUCUUUCCGUUUCCAUGUAGCUAAGGGGCCUAAAGCCAUCCCAUCAGAGAGUGGUCAACUGUAGCGCCAUCCGUUCUUGGGAGUUAUUUUAGGUGAGUGCAAAAGGAGGAAUAGUGGCUUGUGGACUCAACUUUGUAAAUGGAAUGGGCCCAUAAAGCAAUAUAUAAUAAUAUAAUUGAUUUUUGUGUAUAAUUAAUGAGUCAGUUCUGUGGUUACACCGUAGAAAUAAAUAGUUCAUUAUAUUAUU
Sesamum indicum (sesame) is the source of this 1660-nucleotide messenger RNA. RefSeq names its product wall-associated receptor kinase 5-like. Gene Ontology annotation, biological process: cell surface receptor signaling pathway; protein phosphorylation. Gene Ontology annotation, cellular component: plasma membrane. The record is from RefSeq and is a predicted model, not a curated record. Lineage: Eukaryota; Viridiplantae; Streptophyta; Magnoliopsida; Lamiales; Pedaliaceae. Gene Ontology annotation, molecular function: calcium ion binding; ATP binding; protein serine/threonine kinase activity.